Messenger RNA from Hippocampus zosterae (dwarf seahorse), 5888 nucleotides. RefSeq names its product cyclin-dependent kinase 17-like. The transcript is spliced from 15 exons. Bases 684 to 2204 code for a protein of 506 amino acids. Gene Ontology annotation, biological process: neuron projection development; exocytosis; protein phosphorylation. The record is from RefSeq and is a predicted model, not a curated record. NCBI's taxonomy places the organism in Eukaryota, Metazoa, Chordata, Actinopteri, Syngnathiformes, Syngnathidae. Gene Ontology annotation, molecular function: ATP binding; protein kinase activity. Gene Ontology annotation, cellular component: cytoplasm; nucleus; synaptic vesicle.
AGGUGAAGGGAGGGAGCUGGAUGACUAACAACACUGAAAGCACUGAUAGGGCGCCAGAGGCGAGGAGGAAAACAUCAAGCGAGGGGAGUGGAAAGAGGGAGAGGCUGACUAGAGUGCUGCGAUGAAUAGAAGAGGACGAGGCAGAGAAACGUGACAAAAGAGGAACGAAGAAGAGCUGGACAUUGGGAUGGUGCCGAUGAUAAAGCCAUCUGGGUGUUAGGAGAAGAGCCGGCCACACAGUUAUGAAACACGAAAGUCUCCCGUCAAGAUGACUUUGCAGUUCGGAGGGAAAAUCACCUGUCAUGUUUCUUGCGCUGAUGUUGUUUUUCGGACUGUCUCUGCAGCAUUUCGCCUGUUUGUACUGUUUGACCUUCCUUAGUCAGCAGCCAGAGUGACUGCAGGGAAAAGGAGGGAAGCAUCAAAGGGAGUGUCAACGGGUGCAACUAGUAAAGUGGAAUACAGUAGUUGCUGUGGGAGUUGUUGCAUCCCAAGAGGACCGCUCACUUUAUCUGGCUCCCCCAGCCUCCACCCUCCCAAAAAUGUUCUUUACUUCACACCUCACCUGGAAGUCCUGAGCAUCCUGAAAAAUUGGAAUUUGGGGACGAUUGGACACAGUUUUUGGGUGAGACGUUCACCGGAUCUGGACUCAAGUUUUUGGGUGGGACCUUCCUUUUGUACUUGCAAUGGAUGUGUCAAGCAACCCCAAAGGUUGUCCAGCAAGUGGUACUCGGGUGGAAGACCCUCGGAUGGUGGACAUCAGAAUGGGGGAGAGAGAGCCACCAUUGAGGAUGUCCCCCUUCCGAAUGCUGCGUGUGCUUGACUCAUGCCGUCCACCGGGAAGCCGUAUUGGUAUCGUCCAUGAGAAUGUGAAGAUGGGCUCAGAUGGCGAGAGUGACCAGGCUUCCGGAACAUCUUCCGAUGAGGUCCAGAGUCCUGUAAGAGUCCGUAUGAGAAACAACCACCAUCGACGCAUCUCGAAUGAGGACAUAAACAAACGUCUGUCUCUCCCAGCUGAUAUAAGGCUACCGGAGGGCUACUUAGAGAAGUUUGCCAUGAACAGCCCACCCUUUGACAAGCCCAUGAGCCGCAGGCUACGACGCGCUUCAUUGUCUGAAAUCGGCUUUGGGAAACUUGAGACGUACAUCAAACUGGACAAAUUAGGGGAGGGAACAUAUGCUACAGUUUUUAAGGGGCGAAGCAAGCUAACAGACAACUUAGUGGCCCUGAAAGAGAUCCGACUGGAGCAUGAAGAGGGUGCACCUUGCACAGCCAUCAGAGAAGUGUCUCUACUGAAAGACUUGAAGCACGCCAAUAUUGUCACUCUCCAUGACAUUAUCCACACUGACAAGUGCCUGACACUCGUGUUUGAGUAUCUGGAAAAAGAUCUGAAGCAGUACAUGGACGACUGUGGGAGCAUAAUGAGUGUACACAAUGUCAAGAUUUUCUUAUUCCAGCUGUUGAGAGGCCUGGCUUACUGCCAUCAAAGGAAGGUUCUACACCGGGACCUUAAACCCCAAAACCUCCUCAUCAAUGAGAAAGGAGAGCUGAAACUUGCAGACUUUGGUUUGGCCCGGGCCAAGUCUGUCCCCACAAAGACCUACUCAAAUGAAGUAGUGACAUUAUGGUACCGACCUCCAGAUGUGCUUCUAGGCUCCACUGAGUACUCUACGCCCAUAGACAUGUGGGGUGUGGGCUGCAUCUUUUAUGAAAUGAUAACAGGGAGGCCUCUGUUCCCCGGAUCCACCGUGGAGGACGAACUUCACCUCAUAUUCCGCAUCCUCGGCACCCCGACAGAGGAGACCUGGCCUGGUAUCAGCACCAGUGAAGAGUUUAAGACGCAUAAUUUUCCCAAAUACAACGCAGAGCCGCUUGUGAACCAUGCUCCCAGGAUAGACAACGAUGGUCAUGACUUGCUCUCGGUGCUUCUGCAGUUUGAGGCAAAAAAGCGCGUGUCGGCUGAGGAUGCUCUCCGACACGCGUAUUUCCGAACUCUUGGCGAGCAGGUUCAAACCCUGGCUGACACUGCCUCGAUCUUCUCCAUAAAAGGCAUUCAGCUCCAGAAAGACCCAGGGAAGAGAUCCUCAGCCUACCAGGAGUCAACCCUGGCCCAUAAGCUAGGCUCCGCACCCUCGCAGUACUUCCAGAGAGAAGCAGCCAAUCCCAGGCCUCAGAGUCACAAUCUCUCCUCCACUUCCACUGGCUGAGUGGCCACUACCAUUCUGGUAAAUACGGUCUCUUUCACACUGUCUCUAUCAUGUUUCCUUUUCUUUCCAUUUGACGUGUCACUUGGCCGCUUUUCCCCUCGCCAUGCUCUUUGUUUGCCACAUUUUGUCUGUAUGUGUGUCCUAGUUAAUGAGCCAAUUAACCUCUCAUCCCUCCUCGGAGGAGGCGCUCAUGUACUGCUCACGCUUGUCUUUUCUUUCUCCUUUCUGGCUCCUCACAUUGCACGUCCUGCUCCCGCAUCUCAAUUUUCACUUUGACCGUCAUCUUCUUGUUCUAAGAGAAAACCUGCUCCGAGCCUUUCUGUCAGGACUGAAAGACACAGCAGUGUAUGGGUAAAAAGGAAGGAAUCUGAUGGGGAGUCAUUUGAUUCUUUUUAUGUGUAGUCCUUUUUAGGUUUCUCCAGUGAGAGAGGUAGUCUUUUUGUUGAGCCUGUAGGUAAGGGCCUGAAGUGGUGUGUCUUCUUAAUUGGAAGCAUGGUUAUGGUGUGGCUUUUGUUGCGGUGUUUGACAUGAUGCCCGUAAGUAUAUUUACAUGGGGUUUUCUGUAUUGGGACAAAAUAGACAGUACAACUACUACUAUUCGUAUGUAUUUUUUAGAUAAUUAUUACAAUUUUGUAAUACAGGACAUUGUUCGCCAUUGGUUUGCUCCGAUAUUUGCUUUUAUGUGAAUUGUUACAUGUUUUCAUCUUUUUUUUUUUGUAUUCCCCAACAUGAAAAUCUAUUUUUUUCAAAAUGAAAAUGUAUUUUCCAAAACUUAUCAGCAUUUAACAUUUAGCACCAUUGAAGAUGACAAAAUAAGUGUGAAAGAAAACCCAGGAUGAAGCUGUCUCUGAAACUGACAAAUUUGCCUGUGGGUCUCAUAUCCCAAAAUGAUAGCUAAUCCCCCACAUUAAUCCCUGCAGCCCAAAUUUUACCGACAACUUUCAAAUGUGGUCGAGGCAGUUCUGGCAAUCCAGAAAUGAUGUGGGAAUAAAAUGAGCUUGAUCACAUACUGCUCUAAUCUUCCAUGUCUGGUACCUGUAUUUCCCGUGAUGGUCUUAGUGUGACAGCUGCUUGUUUGCCCAACAUGUUUGUCUGUGUCUGUCUCUCAGCUCAGGGGAAGGGCAGACGGCAGAGUGUGUUGUUCUAGUGUGCGGAUGGCCCCAGAAGUGAGGAGGUCGACGACCGGAGGAGCAGUGCUAUCAGACACAAACAUUAUGCGACCACACCACGCGCACUGAAGGAGCGACACACUCUCACUCAAAGACGAAAAAUGAUUCCCAUGUCCACAUAGAAACAUGAACAGAUCUGGGACUAAAGAGUUCAUACGCAACAGACAUCCAGAUUCACGUUAACCCCUGAAGAAAAUGUGUGUGAUCACAAAAGUGGAAAGUGGGAGAGUUGGUGAUUCUCCCUGCUGCUAUUACCGCUGCUCUCCAGAUGAGGGCAAUGUUGAGGUGGGCCAGAACAAAACUUGAACUGUGAAGAAGGCGCAGGUGUGACAGUGGGCCUGUUUCAAAAAUGAAUUCCUUACUACACUAAAGUCUCUUCCCACUCUUCUGGACUGUUGCUGUACAUAAACAGACUGCGCUGUUCUUUAUUGUCCUGAAAUGCCGCGGCCUCAAUCCAAACUCAAAAUAUUGCACCUCACCUCGGCCCUUUAUUAUGUGAUCACACACACACAUACAAACUAGCUUGAACUCGCUAGCUCCAUGCUUCUUACUUUUCUGCACACACGCUUUUGUUUCACUUGAAAGUCCGAAGUGUAUAUCAGCGUGGGUUGACACAGAUUACAUUUUUAGCACCUUACUGUCCACUAUAGGUCAGGGACACUGUCAAAUACUGUACCUCAUCUCUCAGAGUUGGGUUAUAAGUAGAGUGAUGAUAACUCUAAAUAAUGAACCAAAAAAAAAUCUGAUCAUUGAAAAUAUUAGGUCACUAUAAUCUUGGACACUGUAAAGCUCCAGUCAACACCUUGUAAGGACAAUGAGUAGAAGAAAGUGUACAAGUCCUCACCUGCUUAUCCUUAGAUGCCCCCUUUGCCUUGACUCACAAGUGAUUUUACCGGUGUUGUUGUGGAACUGUUCUUUGCACCUAAUUUUACCUCUGGAUCACCAGUUGAUGAUUCGACAGCCCCAUUCCUCUCCAAGACCAGCUCCAAGUGCAGUGUCUAUUUUUACACUUGAUUUUAUUCCUAUUUGUAUAUAAGAUCUUACUUUGUACUUCUCAGAAGCAAUGGUAUUUCUCAGUCUUUGCUGUGCUCCCGCUGUAAUAGUUGGUGACUAUACGUGUUGCACAUUCCUUGAGCUCAGGACUUAAUUGCUUCUGUCAUUCUGUGGGUGCUGCAAGGUGGCGGCUGAAGCUCCAUGAAUCCCCUUUAGAGCAGAAUAUGUUGCCCUGAAAUCCCCUUGUAAGGCUUAAUUAAGAAGGAUCUUUCCACAUUGAUGCGCCAGUUCUUUGUGUUGCUCGUUCUGUUUUUUAGACUCCAGUGAGACUACCAAGUGUACGUAUAGUCAAAACCAUCUUAAAGCAUGCUUGUGUAUUGGACACGCUCAUGUUUCCAGGUGGUAUGUGAAAUUGCUGGAGAAGAUAUGUCACCAGAUGAGUACAGUGUUUGCAUGCCACGUGAGCUAAUAAUCAUCACAUAAGCAUUGACCCCAACGAUAUCAAUGAAAAUAGGAUUCUAUAACAAUGUGAUGCCGUGCUUCAGCACCAAAUGAUAACUUGAGAGCAUCCAGUGCAUUAAUAGUCUGUUGAAGCAGAUCAUUUGAUAGUUAGCGGUAGUGAUGGGGAAAAUGAAGCUUCAUGAAGCACAGACAUUUUUGACUCCUUUAAAAUGUGCUCUUGGUUUGAAGACAAAAGGCUCGUGCAAUGGAAAUUUAUAAAACUUCCACUGCAUCCUCAAACCAAGACUGCCAAAAUGAUUACAAGUGUUUCAUGAAGCUUCAUUGGUCCAUCACAAGUUAGUGGGACUUGAAGCACUCCGACACACUGUUGUUUUGAAUUUCUAGCUGCCACAAACCUCCAAGCGCACAACCGUUUCACACACCAGUAAACUUGUGUGUCAACAUGUACUGUAUCGCUGAGAUGGAUUAUGGCUACUGAUUGGAGUGUCGCAGCGUUGUGGCGCUGACCUCGGAUCAGAGACUGGCGUGUCACGGUCUUCUGGCAUUGACCUUGGAACAAUUCGGAGUGAGAGGCGAUCCCAGGUCUGUGCCGAGUCAGGACUACUCCACCUAGUGCGUGACAGUAUGUAGCAUGUACAUAGAUGAUGUCUCACUUUGUAUAUAGAGAGAAGUGUUUAGGUUUGAUACAGCUAUUCACAUUCUGCCCUGUUUGUGUUUCUUUAAUGAGAGUCAUAGCAAUAUUUCUGUAAUCAAUAAAAAGCCAACGUAGGGUGUAAUGGGGUGAUUGGUUAUUUAGAGUGGUGACUGAAUGAUUAAACUGUGAGACUUGACAAAGAAAGCGACAAGGAGGUUCGUUUUUGCUGUGUAACAUGCAAACGGGUUUAAAAAAGGUUGGCACUUCUACAGGGUCGCUAAAUACACCCAGAUUAUUUUGGGGUGUUUUUGCAGUGAAAGCCAUACUAGUGGUCAUGAGGUGAUGAAAAUCUGGUUGUGCAGAGUGGUUUCCUUGAAGAGAGAAAGAGAUGUGUACAUCAAGUUCAAAAUAAAAGUUGUGUUAUUA